AUGAUUAUUAUACUAUUAUCUCUAAUCAAAAAAAAGUGUUUUGGAAUUUUAAUAACAUUUAUUAAUUAUAUAUAUAAAUACAUUUUUUAAAUUCCUUUUUAAAUCAAAUAAUUGUUAUCUUCAAGUCACUGUCAGAAUUUAUUCAAGACGUAUUAGCUGGUGCUUCUAUUAAGUAUCAAUAGAAUUCAUCAGAAUUUUCGGCAGUCUUAACCCAGAAGGGCUUUUUAAAUCUUUUUCCUAUAUUUAAAUUAAUUUUUUUAACUUUUAUUUCCUCAAUGCCUCCAGAGAACACCUAGGUAACUUAACCUUAUUUUAAUACUAAAAUUACGAUUAUAUUAUCUCAUUAUCACUUCACAUUAUAUUUUUUUUUAGAUUUCUAAAAAAUCAAAACAUAUUAAGAAAAACAAGAAUGAUGUUCACGAAUAUACUGAAGAAAAGAAAAAGGAAAUUGAAAAAGUGAUCUUUUUUAUGUAUAUUAAUAGGAAUACUAAUAAAUCAAAAAAAGCAAUUAAUUACAUGAGUCAUAUGAACCUAAGAUUUAGAAUGUGGUCAGUACAGUGAUCUUGAAAAUGAAGACUAAGACAGGAGAAGAUAUUGAUAAACUUGAUUUGGAUAAUUUGGCUCAUACAUCUCAAAAUUGUGAAUACAAAAAAAGUAGAUCUUCAUUUAAAUUAUUAAGGUCGAUUUCCUGCUCUGAUUUAGAGAAUAAAAGAACCCAAGUCUACUGCCCUGAUAUUUGAAGCUGGUAAGAUGGUGAUAACAGGUACCAAAGGUUAGAAUGAGGCAGAAGAAGCUGCUAAUAAAGUUUGAAAAAAGCAUUUUAUUUAAAGUUUAAAAAACAGAUAGAGAAGAACAACAGGAUUACUAUACAAAUAGGCGAUAUUUAAACAAGUAACAUAGUUGCCAACAGCCAAUUGCCUUAUGAAGUAAAU
Paramecium primaurelia is the source of this 932-nucleotide messenger RNA. The record is from the annotation of a GenBank genome assembly. NCBI's taxonomy places the organism in Eukaryota, Ciliophora, Oligohymenophorea, Peniculida, Parameciidae.